This is a messenger RNA of Tetranychus urticae (two-spotted spider mite), 816 nucleotides long. The record is from RefSeq and is a predicted model, not a curated record. Lineage: Eukaryota; Metazoa; Arthropoda; Arachnida; Trombidiformes; Tetranychidae.
AUGAAUCAAGCUGGGAACGAGGCAACGGUUGGCGGUGAUCAGUCUGAACAAUCUGAUCAGUACUCUGUGCAUUCUUAUAAUCUUCGGCGUAAGCGCCCUGCUAGCCCUGCAAAAAAAAGCAUACCUGACGCAGUUAAUUUCGACAACGAUAAGCAACUUUAUCCAAAAGAUUUCCUUUCAUUUGCACUCCAGAUUGCUCAAGGAAUGGAGUAUUUGGCAUCUAAAGGAUGCGUUCAUCGUGAUCUUGCUGCUCGUAACAUUUUGGUUGCUGAGGAUAAUAUUAUGAAAAUUGCUGACUUUGGUCUGGCUCGAAUUCUUCAAUCUGUUGACUAUUACCGGAAAACCACUGAAGGUGUUAUACCAGUGCGAUGGAUGGCUCCUGAAGCAAUUUAUCAAAUUUAUUCCAGUUCCAGUGAUGUUUGGUCUUUCGGAGUAGUUCUUUGGGAAAUAUUCACUCUCGGAUUAUUACCAUAUCAAGAGGUUGACCAAAGUAACCUUUACACUUUGCUGAGGCAAGGCCAUAGACUUGAACAGCCAUCAAAGUGCCCUAAUCGAGUUCACAAGCUGAUGAGACGAUGCUGGAGAUUCAACUCAUGGGAGAGACCGAAAUUUUCUUAUUUAGUCAAGGAACUGGAUGAUAUUUCAAAUAAUCGACAUUCUCUUAUGGAUACGCAGUCAGAAAGUGACAGUUUUGACGCUGAAGAAUCAAGUCUUCACAGUUAUUUAAAUAAUAACAUAACGCAAUUGAAUCGACUUUAUUUCAUUAACAAGUCCAUUAAACAACAUUAUCCAACAAGUAAAUUAAUUGUAAAAUAA